Molecule: messenger RNA, 987 nt
Organism: Populus euphratica (Euphrates poplar)
Lineage: Eukaryota; Viridiplantae; Streptophyta; Magnoliopsida; Malpighiales; Salicaceae
Product: Ribosomal L18p/L5e family protein
Exons: 3
Coding region: 447-833 (128 amino acids)
Biological process (GO): translation
Cellular component (GO): ribosome
Molecular function (GO): structural constituent of ribosome; 5S rRNA binding
Source: RefSeq, a predicted model, not a curated record
UCACACGUUUAUGAAGAAAACUAGUUUUAGAAAAACGCUAAGACCCCAAAAACAGCCGAACUUGAAAGCCUAUCCAACUGAAGCGGAUCAGGCCCAAAGAAGAGAACCCACUGCUUUGCUAUGCUCUUCCUCUCGCUUCCCUCUCUCCUCUGCAAGUGCAACCUUAAAUAAAGCAGAAGACACGGUCUGUCCUGUUUCCAACCGUAUUUACAAUUAGAGUUUUAGGAUAAGAGAGAUUCUGGGUAUUGGGCUUAGUUCUAAACGGUGAAGCACCUAUCCAUUGGUGGGCAGACGGCUGGCUGACAACUUGAGAGAAAGUCGAGCUCUAAAACUGGAAAGUGAAUUUGUAAGAUAGUAGGAAUACAAAUUUCUGCUUGUUGGCGGGGCUGAAGAAAUAGACAAAGUUCUGCAAAAACAAUACCCAUAUAGAAGAGGAUAGUCAAAGAAUGACGCUCGUGAAGAGAUAUGUCCUUAGGCUGUUUAUAUCAUUGAAAUACAUCACAGCAAAUGUUGUAGACAGAAACAAUGGGAGAAUUGUUGCAACAGCAUCAACGGUUGAACAUUCCAUCAAGAACACCCUUGAGUGUGGUCGAUCUUGCAACGCAAAAUCAGCUACAGUUGUUGGAGAGGUGUUGGCAAUGCGACUCAAGGUGGAGGGUCUAGAACAGGGACAAGGAAGAGGGAUUCAUGUUGAUAUGGAGAAAGAGGUUGAGAAAAAAGGCUACAAGAACCGCACCAAGAUUUGGGCCGUUGUUAAUGCCCUAAAAAACAAUGGAGUAAAAAUAAUUCUUGAUGAGGAUAAUGCGAACACAUCCCGUCCGGAUUUCCGAUGAAUAACCUUUCCAAUUUCUAGUGUUCUGUUUUGUAUUGUUGAGCGUGGAAGAUAGUUUGCAUGCAUUUUACAAGGGAAACAACAGAAAUGGCUGCUGAGAAAUACAUGACAAUAACGCUUAUGAAUUCAAAUAAAAAUGUGUUGAUCUUUAGCCA